This is a messenger RNA of Xiphophorus couchianus (Monterrey platyfish), 4342 nucleotides long. RefSeq names its product PHD finger protein 14 (gene phf14). The transcript is spliced from 17 exons. Gene Ontology annotation, biological process: regulation of transcription by RNA polymerase II. The record is from RefSeq and is a predicted model, not a curated record. NCBI's taxonomy places the organism in Eukaryota, Metazoa, Chordata, Actinopteri, Cyprinodontiformes, Poeciliidae. Bases 16 to 2742 code for a protein of 908 amino acids.
AAGACGUAUUUGAUCAUGAUUCUCCCCCUACUGUACCCAUGGCAACAACAUCACAUCCUAACAACGUCACUUCGGUAUACACCAUUGUCCACAGAACAUGCGGUUGAGGAAAGCCUCGUCCCUUUAUUAAACGGAGUUCAAAUGGACCGAAGUCUGAAGAGACGUCAAGUGAAACCACUAGCUGCCUCUCUCUUAGAUGCCUUGGACUAUGACAGUUCAGACGAUAGUGACUUUGAAGUGGAGGACGCAUCAGGGUCCGAUGGCACAGGCAAUGGCAGUGAUGAAGAAGGGUCCAAAGGGAGUGCAGCAGGCUCAGAAAGUGACUCUGAAAAUGCUAUUUCUGGAAAUGAUGGUAUAGAUGAGGAGGCCAAAGAUGUGGCUGUUGAUGACAACUUAACAGAAGAUGAGGAGAAACUUAAGCAGCAGCUGUCUGAGGACAGCUCCACCAAAGACAUCCCGUCUGCCACUCCAUCCAAAGGUCGAAGGAAAAGCAAGAAGACUUCGGAGCCAGAGAGCGCUGCAGCUGGAGAAACUGAAUCUACCUCAACAUCUGGUGGUGGCGUUGUCACUGUGGAUGAGUCUCUGACUGAGCCCAAGAAAUGGAAUUUCCGCAGGAAUCGUCCCCACCUGGACUUCACCACCAUGGAAGAACUGAAUGAGAUAGAUGAUUAUGACAGUGAAGACGAUAAUGACUGGAGGCCCACUGCAGAGAAGAGGAAAGGCAAAACAUCAACUCAGAAGGGUGGAACGGAGGAAGAAGAGGGAGCUAGUGUUAGUGAAGAUGAUGAUGACGAUGAUGAUAAUGAUGAUGAUGAUGAGGACGAUGAUGAAGAUGAUGAGGGCAAGGACAAUGGUGAUGACAUUAACAAUAGUAGCAGUGACAGUGACAAAGAAAUGAAGAAGCCCAAGAAGAAGGUGAAGAGUACCAAUGCUUUUGAUGAUGAACUGACCAAUGACAGUAUGUCUCAAGGAAAGGGCAAUGAGGAUGCUUCACUUGACCGCUCGCAGACCUGGAAUACCCAGCAUAUCCUUAUAUGCUGCGUCUGCUUGGGAGACAACAGUGAGGACGCAGAUGAGAUCAUCCAGUGUGACAACUGUGGGGUCACUGUGCAUGAAGGCUGUUACGGUGUGGACGGUGAGAGCGACUCCAUCAUGAGCUCAGCCUCUGAGAACUCCACCGAGCCUUGGUUCUGCGACGCCUGCAAGAAUGGAGUGACUCCCAGCUGUGAGCUGUGCCCCAACCAGGACGGCAUCUUCAAAGAGACGGACGCCGGGAGGUGGGUGCAUGUGGUCUGUGCACUUUAUGUCCCUGGAGUAGCGUUUGGAGACAUCGAUAAACUGCGACCAGUGACGCUUACGGAGAUGAAUUAUUCAAAAUACGGUGCUAAGGAGUGCAGUUUCUGUGAGGAUGCCCGUUUUGCCAGGACCGGUGUGUGCAUCAGCUGUGAUGCAGGAAUGUGUCGAUCCUACUUUCACGUCACCUGUGCACAGAGGGAGGGGCUUUUGUCCGAGGCUGCAGCAGAAGAGGAUAUUGCUGAUCCAUUUUUUGCAUACUGCAAGCAGCAUGCAGAUCGCUUUGACAGGAAGUGGAAAAGGAAGAAUUAUUUGGCUUUACAGUCAUAUUGUAAGGUCUCUCUACAGGAGAGAGAGAAGCAGCUCACUCCUGAGGCUCAGGCCCGUAUCACCACCCGCCUUCAGCAGUACCGAGCCAAAGCAGAGCUGUCCCGGAACACUCGACCUCAGGCUUGGGUGCCCCGAGAGAAACUGCCCCGACCUCUGACCUCCAGCGCCUCAGCCAUCAGGAAGUUGAUGAGGAAGGCAGAACUGAUGGGCAUCAGCACUGACAUUUUCCCUGUGGACACUUCAGAUGCCAACGCCAGCAUGGACGGACGCAGGAAGCACAAGCAGCCGGCCCUCACUGCGGACUUCGUCAACUACUACCUGGAGCGGAACAUGCGAAUGAUCCAGAUCCAGGACAACAUCUCUGAGCAGAAGAACCUGAAAGACAAACUGGAAAGUGAGCAAGAAAAACUGCAUGUGGAGUACAACAAGCUCUGCGAGUUUCUGGAGGAUCUGCUGAGUGUGAACGGAACCCUGCGGAGUGAAGGCCAGGCCAUGUGGACACUGCUGGGCGGCAUUGUGGGCCAGAAACUGAACACUCCAGCAAUUCUGAAAGCUCCAAAGGAGAGGAAGCCCAGCAAGAAGGAAGGAGGAACACCGGGGAAGUCAUCCAGCCUUCCAGCAAUUCUUUACAGCUGUGGGAUCUGUAAGAAGAACCAGGACCAACAUCUGCUGGUCCUGUGCGACACUUGCAAACUCUACUACCACCUGGGCUGCCUGGAGCCUCCUCUGACCCGGAUGCCCAAGAAGACAAAGAACAGCUACUGGCAAUGCUCCGAGUGUGACCAGGCCAGCAGUGAUGAAGCUGACAUUGCUAUGGAGACGCUGCCUGACGGCACCAAGAGGUCUAGAAGGCAGAUCAAAGGACCGAUCAAGUUCAUCCCUCAGGAGAUGUCUCCAGAGCCCAAGAAGCAGCAAGUGAGAGGCACAAGAACCAGGGGCCAGAAGAGAAAGAGAGUUCCUAUCACUGAAGAACGAGAAGAGAAAGUUGAGGAACCACUGCCACGGGAACGCAGACAACGCCAGUCUGCGGUGCAGAAAAAACCCAAAGCUGAUGACACAAGAACCGAGUGUUCGACUUGCAAAGGACCAGGCGACAAUGAAAAUCUAGUGAGGUUGUGAGAGCCGGGGCAGCCACCUCACCUCCCAUAAAAUGUCGGGACUGAUGGCCGUUGGCUUAGAGACAGAGGGGCAAAUUGAGGCUCGAGUCAGAAGGAAGAACCACACCUUCCCAUCGCUUCGGCAAGCACGUCUGAACCAAACUGGACCAGCAGCUGUCCAACCAACAAUUUUACCUGAACUUUUGGAUCUGAAAACAUUGAACCCUGAAUGCUUACGUUUAUUUUCAUUCUUUUGGUAGUUUGGGGCUUGUACAUACUGACAGCAUCUUAGUGGAUUAUUGUGUGUUAAAGUUCCUUCAGUAUAAUACUUGUUUCUGUUGGUAAAGGAUUUUUUUAUUGAUAUAAUUAAUUGUAUUUGGCAGGAAAAUAUUUGUUAUUGUAUUGUUAGAGUUAUUGAUUUACCCUCUGAUGCUAUUCAUUUAUAGCUAGAUCACAGAGGAUUUAGAUUGUUGUUUCACCUUAAAACAAGUCAACAGGAGAUUUUUCGGAUUGCAGUCUGGUGAGUUUGGUUGACAGUGAGGAACCAACGUAGUCCCCAGCUGCUGAACAUUUCUUCAGCAGCUCAACCCUCCCCUCUCUUCCUCUGCCAAAAACCGAUUGUCUUUAAAAUCAACGUGAGAUUUUUCUGCCUUUUUUUUGCCUGUCUGACCUUCUAAUCAGUUGUAAUCAGUAUUAUUGAUUGAAUUCCAAUGCCAAUCACCCAUAGCAACUCGGCAUGAGUAAUUAGACCACUUGAGCCGUGGCUUUCUAGGUUUUCCUGUGUUGUGAUUUAGUUUGAAGUAUGCUGAGGACCACAAGAAAAGAAAAGUCUGGUCCAUUUAGUAAAGCACUGAACUAAUGCUACUGCAGUAGGAUCAGGUUAGUUGUAGUUUGCAGCAGCAUCAUUUAGAUGUUAGUCUGAAUGUGUUUAGAGUGAUUGAACAUGAAGAAGUCUUCCAGUGUGUCAAUAUGUUUAAGUGACAGCUGAACAGACCUGUCCUCAGAGAUGUGGCCGGGUUGGUCUCCAUGUCUCCACUCGCUGGCCUGACUGGGCUCAUGACAGCAGUCACAUCUUGGCCUCAUGUGUCACUCUGUUCCCCGUUCUGGACCCAUAUAUGCAUGCUUUAGGGAGCCAUCAGUCCAGUUAGCUGAAGGAAUCAAGCAGCUGCAGAAAAUCUGUUUGCUGCCCAUUUCUGUUUGAGCUCUAAGAUGCAUGACAAUGUAUUUGCAUAGAUUAGGUAAAUAUUACACAACUUCCAACUUAGUGAUGUGAUCUUACAGAAGUCUGAAUGCUAGGUAGUGUGAUGAUGUGUACAGUAUUUAUUGAAGAGGCUGAACUGUCUUUUUGUUUUGUGCCUGUGCAGCUUCUUAAACAUGGAUCAUAUCUUGUGUUGUGAAAUCUGAUUUGUGACGUAGCCAUGAGACAUGAGACUGCGUCUUCUUUGCCAAACAUUUGUUUACAGUGAUGCUUUUGAGGGAACAUUUUGAUCUCUGCUGUACUGUAACAUGAAGUAAGAGUGUGAAUGUUGCUUCUGCUGUCUAUGUCAUGUGUCUCAGCGUCUGGCCUUUAGCUCUUGGAAAUUAAGUGGCGCUUUAAUAAACUCUUGAUUUUUUUCACCUUA